AUGUCGGCUGCAAUCAAGGGUAUGGCCGGUUCUUACAAUUCAAAUUCACGUUUACAAAUGCGUACAGUUGAAUCUUCAUUGCCAUUCAUUCAACAAGCUAUUGAUGUUCUUGAUCUUUCUUGUCUUUCAUCGAUGCAAUCACUCAUUAUUGCUGAUUUUGGUUCAUCACAUGGUUUAAAUUCUAUGUAUGCUGUGAAAGCUAUUAUUACUUAUAUAAAAACAUCUAGAAAUGAACAAAGAUCAUUUCUCAUAAUUCAUAAUGAUUUACCAACAAAUAACUGGACAAUACUUUUUGAUCUAGUCAAUAA
Messenger RNA from Rotaria sordida, 308 nucleotides. The record is from the annotation of a GenBank genome assembly. Lineage: Eukaryota; Metazoa; Rotifera; Eurotatoria; Philodinida; Philodinidae.